GAUCAUCCACGAGGAUGGCUUCUCUGGAGAAGACGUGAAGCAGUACAAGCCAGUGGUCUACAGCAACACUAUACAGUCCCUGGCAGCUAUUGUACGUGCCAUGGAUACCUUGGGCAUCGAAUACGGUGAUAAGGAGCGGCGGGCUGAUGCCAAGAUGGUCUGCGAUGUCGUAAGUCGGAUGGAGGACACAGAGCCCUUCUCUCCAGAGCUGCUGUCAGCUAUGAUGAGACUCUGGGCAGACUCUGGGAUCCAAGAAUGCUUCAACCGGUCCCGGGAAUAUCAACUUAACGACUCAGCCCAAUACUACCUAGACAGCUUAGAUCGAAUCGGAGCUGCAGACUACCAGCCCACGGAGCAGGAUAUCCUCCGAACCAGGGUUAAAACAACUGGCAUCGUAGAAACCCACUUCACAUUCAAAAACCUCCACUUCAGGCUCUUCGAUGUCGGGGGCCAGCGGUCAGAACGCAAGAAGUGGAUUCACUGCUUUGAGGACGUCACAGCGAUCAUCUUCUGCGUCGCGCUGAGUGGCUACGACCAGGUGCUCCAUGAAGACGAAACCACG
Messenger RNA from Apaloderma vittatum (bar-tailed trogon), 562 nucleotides. It is a transcript of the gene GNAO1, whose product is annotated as guanine nucleotide binding protein (G protein), alpha activating activity polypeptide O. Gene Ontology annotation, molecular function: GTP binding; mu-type opioid receptor binding; G-protein beta/gamma-subunit complex binding. The transcript is spliced from 4 exons. Gene Ontology annotation, biological process: G protein-coupled dopamine receptor signaling pathway; adenylate cyclase-modulating G protein-coupled receptor signaling pathway. The annotation marks the transcript as partial. Gene Ontology annotation, cellular component: heterotrimeric G-protein complex. Lineage: Eukaryota; Metazoa; Chordata; Aves; Trogoniformes; Trogonidae. The record is from RefSeq and is a predicted model, not a curated record.